This is a messenger RNA of Mya arenaria, 3749 nucleotides long. RefSeq lists its product as uncharacterized. The transcript is spliced from 6 exons. Lineage: Eukaryota; Metazoa; Mollusca; Bivalvia; Myida; Myidae. The coding region runs from base 323 to 1171 and encodes 282 amino acids. The record is from RefSeq and is a predicted model, not a curated record.
UUUGCUGUCCAGAAACAAGGCCAAUAUUUGUUAUUGAAAUCUCUCAAACUUAUAACGCCAACAUUACUAAAUCAGUACAGUAAAGCACAUCAAAAUUUUACAUAAGAAACGCCACAGAAGGCCUGUUUUGUUCAGCAUAACCUCUCUGUAAGGAAAUCAAGGUGAGGGUUGUUCUACUUUCACUUUGGAUUGCAUGUACACUGUACUGUAUACAUGUACACGAUGGACAUUUACAUUGUAAAUAUAAGUCUUUAAUACAGAUAACUAAAACAACAAAAUAGAAUAACUUAUCUGUCUCAUCUUUCAACACGAACCUUCCAAAAUGACUGAGGCUCGUGAAAACUUGCGCGCAAUCACGUAUCUGAGUCCGAGCCUUCCGGUUGAGUUGUUUGAGACCAUUCUAGAAUACCUGGAGGAGGUGACAGGGAGGGAUGGGUACCUGACGUAUGAGUCACGCUGGUCAGGGCCUCCCAAAGACAGGGUUGACCCGUUCACCAGCAACCUCGCUGAUAUUGGAUUCAUGUCGAGCACUGACUUCCUGCGUAUGGCCAAAGAUGGGAACAAGAGUGUAGUGUUGUGUGGUGCAGGAGCGGUGUUUAACCACAAGAAAAACACAGGCCGGCCUGUCUACUACUCCGAUGUUAUUAUCAAUGCCAGAAACAAGUCGAAGUACAAGGAACUGCACGAUCUUCGUGGCCACAUUCUCGGGUUUACAGACAAGAGCUCGCUGUCGUCUUGUGUGUCUGUCCUCGACUAUCUCAAGAAACAGGGCGCUGAUGCAUCCUUCUUCAGCGACACUUACUUGUCUGGAUCUCAUAUAGGAUUGAUCAAGAGUGUGCUGGAUGGUCGUGUGGAUGUAGCAGCCGUCGACUCUAACGCUCUCCAUGGAUUUCUUACUCAACACCCAAACCACGUGGACGAUGUUCAUGUCAUAAACUCCUUCGGACCUCUACCAACAUAUCCUAUUGUAUUAAGCGCCAAAAUGUCUGAGGAUCUUCAAGCUAAGAUCACAAAGGCGCUGUUGGAUGUUUCAAAGAACACAACAUGGAGCAGACGUCUUGCACAGUACAACGUCACUGGCUUCGUACAGACAGACAGUUCACUUUACGAUUUAGAGACCGACCUUGUUACAGGAAUCGGCAAACUAACCAUGUCUUCAACUUAUUAUUGAUUGUGUAGUUAUGUUAUUGCCAUGAAAUUUUUAAGCAACACCAAGUACACAUGUAGCUUGAAUUUGCUUAUGAUCUGAAAAUAAAGACAAUCGAUAUUUUAUUAAUCUCUCAGCUUAUCUAGGUAAUUUUCUAUUUUAUUGAACAUCUAGUUCUAUAGAAUUUUCUACUAAUGUGUUAUUUUUCUUAGUUACUGACAGAUAGCACACCACUUGAAUGAAGAAAAGUUAAAGGAAUUAUUUUACUAUUAUUUUUGUAUCCUUAUUGUUACGGGAUAAAUUUGGUUGUGAAAUGUCAUCCGUUACCUAUCAGAACUAUUGAUUUCUUUAACAAAAUAAGGUAGUAAAAACAUACAAAAUGGGCAUUAUACAGUUUGUUUUAUACUCCUAAAAGAAGGCAUUUAGUUUUCUGUCGUUUUGUCCGUCAGUUAUUGUAUCAAGUCGCAGCUGCAACUUUUAUUCGAUUUACUAUCCCUUUUCACACAAAUUUACAGCAGCAUAUUUGGAAGGUAUUUCACACAUAGGAUUUGUGCUUUGCCUUCAAAAUCAAGGUCUGUCUUUGGUCAGUUGGCCAUUACUCUGACAAGGAAACUUUGGGGGCAUUCGUUACUUUCCUAUGAUAGCUCUUGUUAAUAUAAAUCAUUAAACAUUCCUUUAUAAUUGUUAAAUUUACCUCAUUUGUCUGUCUUUUGAAGACUUCCUUGUUCCCCUAUUCCACCCUGCUAAAGCUUUAAAUGGAGUUAUAUCAUUGUCAGCCUUGAUCAACUGUGAACGGGAGAAAAGUGUUUGGACGAACAUUCAUUGCUCUAGAUUUCUUUUCCAUUGUGUGUUUUUCUUUGUAGACCUUAUUUUGAAUUUUAAACAAAAGUUGUACAAGGCGUAAAAAAAUGUUUGUUUCUGGUUUCCUGACUAAACCUUUUUUUUUUUUACCCGGCCCAAGAAUAAUUUUUUUCAUUCGUUUGAUAUUUUUCUUUUAAAAUCUAAAAAUUAAGUGUUUUUGCUUUCAACAAUACCAGUGAUACUAAUACUUAUUGUAUAGAUGUUUUUAAGCAGCUAGUUAUUGGUAACUGACAAAUCUCGAGAAACAAUUUUGCCUAAUCAAAAAAAAAAGAAAAAACGACCCCUAUCUUUUUUAGCAUGAACUGGAAACAAACAUAUUAUUUAUUUACGCCUUGGUAAUUGGGCAUAUUUCCUUACCUCAGUAAGCUUGUCAUGUAUGUUAUAAGAAUAUUUUAAGUAAUCAAAAUAGGCAUGGUUUGACACUCUGUAUGGGGACUCCAAGGUUUUUGAGUAACGGGUAUUUAAGGGCUUCUCGGCCAUAGACGCCACUGACAAUAUAGGGUUAUUAAAGAAUUAUGUAAUUGUAACAUACACAUUCAUUGAAAGAAAAGUUGUCUCCCCUGCAUCAUGCAUAUUCAUUUGAUUUUGUCAGUCAAUUGUCACACUAAUUUAAGAAAUAUAACAGAAUUAAGUACCGUGCUUGCCGAUCAUGCAGUAGUGCCUAACAUUUGUUAGAUGGGUUUUUGGUGCAUGUUAUUGAUGUAGUGUUUGUUGUUGUCUGUUUUUGAUGUGCCGAGUAAGUCAUAUAUAUAUGUUAUGUUUAUACACAAGGUAAAUUUUCUCAGUUGGGUCAGAACGCACCGAUUUAUUUUCGAUCAGCAAGAAGAAUAUUAUCAUUUUUUUAUAUUCCAUCACUUUCGUGAUCCUUAAUAAGAGUUAUAAUGAAAAACUCGGAAUUUACUUCAUUUGCGUCUAUUAUCAAUAAUAACAACAACUGGCGCAAGAUAUAUAUCACUUUAUAAAUAAAGUAUUCGAAAAAUAUAUUUAAAAAUGAAUACAUAAUGACAGGCAAACAUAUAGACAAUCAUACAAUAAAUAUAGGCAAACUUUGAAUUUAUUUAUAUAUUAACAAUGUUAUUGAAUUUGCCACUAAUAUGUAUGAUGUUUUUAUCAGAUAAAGGUUGAACACCGAAAAGUUAAGAUAUAGAAGUUUAAAAAAAAAAAAUACCCUGUGUUUGUGUGAUUUUCAUAUAUUUAAAGUUGUGUAUUAAUUAAACGGAAGUUAUCAUGUAUGUCGGUGCAUGCUAUUUUUAUAAUUAUAUAUAUUAUGAAUUUGAUACACAUACAUUAUACAGUUGUUAACCAUUAAACUUAUUUACUGAACUUCUGCAAGAAAUGUACUUUCUCGAUAAUUGGGCCAGUAUUUGUUAGGGCAACAAUGAUAAUAAACAAUGUAUUUUAAUAGAAAUAUAUCCCUUUUUUCUGCAUAAAACUUAUUACAACAUUUUGCGUAAAUAACUAAACUAUAUGGUAUAAUUUGAAUAUUUGUGGAAAAAUGCCAAAUCAGUUUUGUCGACUUGUUUAUUACAGAGAUAAUUAUUGGAAUUUUUGUGGAUUUGUUUAUCAAAGAGAUAUUAUUAGAAGUUUUGUUAAGUUGCAAAAAGCAUAUCUUUGUUAUUUUUGAGGUGUAAUCAAUUAAUUGAAUGUACCGGGUAGGUGUGAAAUGUGGCUAUUAACUAUUGUUAUCCAAAUAUAUUGAUCAAAUAAAUUUUAACUUAAAACUGUCUUUGUCUAUCAUAUG